AUGAUUCUAGGCUCAAAUUACAACAAAAAAAAAAUUCAAACUAUGGAAGUUUUUCCUAGUAUAGUAAAUGGUGUCAUCAUACCCUAUGUUGACUCAGCAAAGUUUUUGGGGGUCCAUAUAAAUCGAAAUUUGUCCUGGAAAAUUCACGCCUCUCUUAAAGUAAGUAAAAAUAUUUAUGCAACUGAAAUUAGGAAAUAA
Messenger RNA from Cotesia congregata, 198 nucleotides. Lineage: Eukaryota; Metazoa; Arthropoda; Insecta; Hymenoptera; Braconidae. The record is from the annotation of a GenBank genome assembly.